AUGUUAGGAUACACGUUUUUUUGUUUGUUUGUCGUUAGUCUUGUUUGUGGCUACCCACAGGAAUAUCUGACUAAGCAUUUCAAAGUUGGAAUUGAGUAUGAAGGUUCCUUGCCAAUGAGUGGAGCUUCAGACAGACUCAAACAUAGGAACAACUAUGAUCCAUUCUUUGUUGCCAUCACGGCGACAGCAAAGAACGGCUACGUUAUAUCUUACAUAGAAGUGUCCGCAACGGUCGUGUUAGAUGGUGUGGUGGACUUCACUGUUGUUCGAGGUCGAACUGGUGACACGAGUAUGGUGCUUCAGCUGGUGUCCAACCAGAGUGACUUCUUGACUUACUCCUACUUGGCGUAUGGCAUAAGAGAAGAGGAAUAUAAAAAGGUGGCGAACAUUGUAACAAUACCAAUGAGAAAUGCCAGUAAAAGACAUUUUAAAGAUAUUACUGAAUAUUAA
This is a messenger RNA of Leptosia nina, 450 nucleotides long. NCBI's taxonomy places the organism in Eukaryota, Metazoa, Arthropoda, Insecta, Lepidoptera, Pieridae. The record is from the annotation of a GenBank genome assembly.